Nicotiana attenuata is the source of this 813-nucleotide messenger RNA. RefSeq lists its product as uncharacterized. The transcript is spliced from 2 exons. The record is from RefSeq and is a predicted model, not a curated record. Bases 1 to 813 code for a protein of 270 amino acids. Lineage: Eukaryota; Viridiplantae; Streptophyta; Magnoliopsida; Solanales; Solanaceae.
AUGGCCUUCUUCGCGAACGCGGAAGAAGCCUCAUGUUCGCGAAGGCCUACGCUGAUUGAGCAUCGCGAAUGCGACAGCUCUUUCGCGAACGCAAAGAGCAAAGUCCACUGGCCCUCCCCGACCCCAUUUCCCCUACGCGAACGCGAGUGGGGUUCGCGAACACGAAGGCCUAGGAUCUCAUGGCUUUGCGAACGCGUGAGCCUGAACACGAACGGGAAGGGCAAUUUGCCCACUACCCCAAAUCUUUCUUCGCGAACGCAAUGGCCCUCCCGUGUUCCCGAAGAAGGAAACCAGAACUGGAAAAUUUGGUUUCUCAAAUUUAGCUCCAGGCAGUCCGAAACACACCCAAGCCCCCCAGGACCCCGUCCAACUACACCAACAAUCAGAUCGUUACAAGACCCCACUCUAGAGGAUUCUGAAGAUGUGAAAGCAAAGAGAAAUAAACGUGAAGAUGAUGAACUGCUCUACCGGGGACAUAUUCUGAAUACAUUAACAGAUCGUCUCUAUGAUCGGUAUCAAAAUUUGACGUCUCCACGAGAAAUCUGGAUGGCGUUGCAGACUACUUAUGAAAACGAAAAACGAGGUAUUGAUAAAUCUUUGUCUUUGCAAUACUUUGAAUUUAAAAUGGUGGAUACAAAGCCCAUUAUGGAUCAGAUUCAUGAAUUGAAAAUCUUAGUUUCAAAACUAACUGAUCUUGAUGUUAAAAUUCCUGAUGCACUUCAAAUAAGUGCUAUACUUUCUAAACUGCCUUGUUCUUGGAAUGACUAUAGAAAGAAAAUCAUGCAUUCUUCUGAGAAAUUGACUGUGGAAUAG